GCAGACCGCAAAAAUUACGGUCUAUAAUAAAGUGCCGAAAAAAACAUCCUUGCUGGUGUUGUCACUUUAGCUUUUAUUUUUGUAGCGUGCCUUUUUUGGAAUAAAUCUUUCGAAAGGAGCCAACAAAGCAAGCUACUAGCUUCGAACCGGAAAACAAAAUCAAAACCAGCAGAUGGACUCCAAUAAAUCGAGCUUCAUUGGUCACUUAAUAUCGGAGAUAUUCGAAAAUACCUUCACCCGUAAGCCCUCUAACCUACCCUGGUAUAUUCCAAAGUACUUCCACGAAGCCUCCCAGCAGCAGCAGCAGCAGCAAAUCACCAGUCCCGCUGCACACUUCGUCGAACCGAUCCACUUUCCGACUCCUUCCAACGACUAUCCAAAGCCAGCACCGGAACAACCACUCCGGGAUACCCUGCUGAGUUGUGUCAUCGCUGUGGGCAGCUGUCUCGACGUGGAAAUUGUACUGAUUGCUUCACGCAAUGGAGGCACUGUACAGCGUUUACGGGAGCUCACAAAUCGCUUUCACUUGAUUGCCAUUCAAUGGCCAACAGUGAAGUCACUUUCGAGGCUGCAGCAGCGUUGUAGAGAACUGGGCAAUGUGAAUGUGGUGGCCGCUUCGGAGUGCUGCGAUGAGCUUGACGGGACCGAGAAACGGCCAACGUUCGAAGCGACACUCGAAUGGCUUGCUAAUAGUGGCUUACAGUGGCUUCGCGAACGCCAGCUUUUUCAUGCCGGCGAUCAGAUUUUGUUCUGCUAUCGGUCCUUUCCGGAGGCGACCUGCGUGAAUGCGUUCGAAAUUCUCCGUUCGGAAAAUUUAACCAACUGGUUGUCAAUACCAGGGCAGUGAAAAUAAUCGAGUUUCGAUUCAAGUCUCGAGCCCAACUGACAAUGACAGUGGUUAUCACCAAUCAACUGCGCAGCAGAAACAGAAUAUUAUGAAAUAAAUUCUACCGC
Wyeomyia smithii (pitcher-plant mosquito) is the source of this 954-nucleotide messenger RNA. RefSeq lists its product as uncharacterized. The coding region runs from base 173 to 847 and encodes 224 amino acids. The transcript is spliced from 2 exons. Lineage: Eukaryota; Metazoa; Arthropoda; Insecta; Diptera; Culicidae. The record is from RefSeq and is a predicted model, not a curated record.